AUGGUUCGCCUCAAGAAAGCACUCAAGGACCAGCCUCUCAACUAUUUUCCACCUUCACCAUUACAGAAGAGAAUUAUGAGAAGGCAUGGGACCACAGCACAGGCUCUCUUCAAUAGGGUCCUCAGUCUUCCCAAAAUCACCAAGGCGAACGCAGAAAAUCUCAACUCGAACGCAGCAGCCACUCUUGAGACGUUCGAUCAGCUCAUCGCCACAGGGCUUCCAAAAGAUCAGAUAUUGGAACAGAAGCUGGUCCAUUUAUUGAGAAGAUCGCUAGCCACAGAGACCCUCAGAGCAUGGGAACUCAAGGUAAGAGACUCAAAGGAUUUCCCGUCACUCAAGGAAUUCACCAACUUCGUGGGGUCGUGCGCACGCGGAAUCAAUACAGGAGAACGACUCUAUCCAAAGUCAGCAUCUCCUCACGGAACACGAACGGUUCUCACCGCCUCAACUCAACCAGGAGAUCAUCGAGAAGUAACCAAGCCCAGUAACAACUGCGCUUAUUGCAAGGGGUCGCAUUUCAUUGCGAAUUGUGAUAAAUUUACAGCCCUGUCCCCAACCAAGAGAAACGACUUGGUCUCCACCACCAAACUGUGCUUUAACUGUCUAGGGCCACACAUAUUCUCACGGUGCAAGACUCAGAAGGCGUGCUUCACUUGCAAACGCAGGCAUCACAUACUCAUCCACGGAGGCAGCCCACACACAUCGGGAGAGGUUCAACCUAACGAGCCAGUGGCCUCCACCUCAAAGGCAGACAGCGCACCUCCAAAGAAGGAGUCGACAGAUUGGAAGAUCUUAUUGAUCGCACUUAAUUCAACGGACUCUAGACGUACAUCACCAAAGACCACGCUCAAUACAGCAACAAUCAGUGAGGCAGAAGAGAAACAUGAUCAGAAGAUACUCAACAAUCAGCGGAGUCACCAACCAAAAGACACUCACCAAUGUGUGUUGCUAGCCACAGCCCAAGCAAGGAUUCAAUCUCCAAGAGGCUUCACACUGAAUAUAAGAAAGUUCCUCGAUCAAGGAUCAGAGCUGUCCUUCAUCUCCGAGGAACUAGUAAAAUCACUCUACCUCUCAAUAAGGUCAUCAUCAAUUAAGCUCAUCGGAAUCGCAGAGACGAACGCAGGACGCACGAGAGAAGUAGCUUCAAUUACACUCUACGCACUCGACGGGUCAGAACAAGUUGACCUUGAAGCUCACGUCCUCAAGAAACUCACCGUGAAGCUACCAUUCUUCUCUUGCAAAUCACCAAGGAUCGACCCACUCGAAGGUCUUCAACUGGCCGAUCCAGACUAUCUCAAACCUGGGCCAAUAGACAUCAUAUUAGGAGCUGACACAUAUGGGCGGAUCCUCAAGCAGAGAGUAGUCAGCUCCAGCAACACUCAAUUAGUUGGCCAACAAAACGUAUUCAGAUGGAUCCUAUCCGGACCAGUCGAAUGCAAAGAUUGUUCACCAAGGAUUUCGUUAUCGGUCGUAAAGGAAUCCACCAACGAACAACUACUAGAGCUUCUCCAACGAUUUUGGACCCAGGAAGAAUUACCAACAACGCAGAACUCAGAGCUAUUACCAGAUGAACUCCAGUGUGAGACAAUAUUUAAGUCCACACACUCAAGAGACAAGACCGGGCGCUAUACAGUUAGACUCGCUCUAAGGACAUCAGCAGAAGCACUCGGCGACUCAAAGCUCAAAGCCUCAAAGCAACUACAAGACUUCAUCAAUGAGUAUGAGGCAUUAGGACACAUGAGGAGAGCACCAAUAGAAGGAGAACACUCCACAGCAUACUAUCUACUGCAUCACGGGGUUCUACGAGAAGCCGUACUCACUACAAAAUUGAGAGUAGCCUUCAACUGCUCAAGCAAGACCUCAUCAGAAAUAUCCCUCAACGACAUCCUCUAUUCUGGUGGGAAACUCCAAGCAGACACGAUGAACGUCUUGACAUGGCUGAGAAAGAACAAAUUAGUCUUUGGAACAGACAUAGUCAAGAUGUUUCAGCAGAUAAACGUACAUAAGGAUCAGAGGAAUCUACAGAGAUACUAUGGCACGACUCACAACAACAGCUCAUCACUUACGAGCUCACCACAGUCACAGGACGAAAGCCAUCGAUAUCCUGCGGCAGUGGAGACACUCACCAAAGGCAGAUAUGUCGAUGACAUUUAUGGUGGAGCGGAAACCGCAGAAGAACUCAGAGAAAUCGCCUGGCAGCUAAGUGGUCUUGGCCAAACAGGCGGGUUUCCACUCCAGAAGUGGAGCAGUAACUGCCCACAAGCUUUGGAGACAUUAGGAAUAGCAUCUACUCAAUCGAUAAUGCAAUUCCAAGAGCGUAUCACCAAAGUACUUGGUUUGUAUUGGCAUCAAAUAAGUGAUACAUUCCAAUACAAAUCAAAAGAGUUUGAUUCCGCAGUGUUCACGAAGAGGACAACGCUAUCAGGAAUAGCUCAACUCGUCGAUCCAUGGGGACUCAUCGCACCAUUAAAACUCAACUGGGAUGAACCUCUACCAGAAGCCUAUCAACGGCAAUGGAAAGAAUUCAGACUCAAUGUCAAUACGCUGAAUCAAAUCUCAGUACCGAGAUGGUUGAGAAUCUCAUCCAAGACGAAGAGAAUCCAAAUCCAUGGAUUCGCAGACGCCUCUACCGCAGGAAUGGGUACAGUAGUGUACAUCAGGACAGAGAACCUCAAUGAGCCUACCUCAACAAUACUGGUGUGUGCAAAAACAAAAGUGGCUCCUAUCAAGCGCAUGACCAUUCCUCGUCUCGAACUCAACGCAGCUGUCUUGCUUACGAAGUUAGUGGUCAUCACCAAAAAAAUGCUCGACCUCAGGGAAGUAGAAACUCACUUAUGGACAGACUCUAUGGUAACCCUGGCAUGGAUUAACGGACACCCCGCAAGAUGGAAAGACUACGUCCAAAACCGAGUUAUAAAAAUCCAGGAGUCACUUCCAGAUGCAAACUGGGGACACGUCAGAGGCAAGGAGAAUCCAGCCGACUGUGCUUCAAGAGGAAUAGCCCCUCAAGAAUUAGCUGUACAUCUCCUAUGGUGGACCGGACCUGAAUGGAUCAAUCAGGAUUUCCAGGAAUGGCCUUCCUCAAUAGAAAACCUCCCAGCAGUAGCAGCAACUGAAGCACGACCAUCACCGUCCUAUCCAGUGGCCAUGAAAAUCAAUGCCUUAGCCGAACUACUCACCAGGUACUCUAGAAUGGAAAAGCUACUCCAAGUAACAGCCACACUAAACAGAGUAAUCGAACGAUUCAGAAGACAGCCAGUUCCCCAGACACCCGUCCUCACUAUCAGAGAACUCACUGAGGCCAGGACAUUCUGGGCAAAAAUAACUGAAACUCAAUAUUUUGCUGAUGUUUAUAGGCUGCUCGCGAGAAACGCUCAACUACAACGGAGUCAUCCUCUGGCAAAGUUGAUGCCUACUCUAGACGACCACGGAAUUAUCUGA
Messenger RNA from Diachasmimorpha longicaudata, 3441 nucleotides. RefSeq lists its product as uncharacterized. The coding region runs from base 1 to 3441 and encodes 1146 amino acids. The record is from RefSeq and is a predicted model, not a curated record. The transcript has 6 exons. NCBI's taxonomy places the organism in Eukaryota, Metazoa, Arthropoda, Insecta, Hymenoptera, Braconidae.